AUUCUUUGGGGAUAUUCUUGGGUCUAGAAAAAAAAGCAGCAAAGUAUUGUGGUAUAUAGAAGCAGACGAGAGUCGAAUCGGCGCAAAGCAGUAGAAACGACAUGGCUGUCGACACAAUACCUCCUCUGAUCAACGCACAGCUGAAUUAUCUCCGAUCCAAUGCUCCUUUCUCCAUCAAGGUUGAGCAGAUGUGGUCUGGUUGCAGAAACCCUAGCUUAAUUGAUCGAUUCACCUUAGCCAUUCCCUUCUGCCUUGACUAUAUCAAAUGGGAUGUUAUAUACAAUGCACAAAACCCCUUAGCUGCACCUGAUGUUAUAUUCGGCCCCGAGGAUGAGGCUUUCCACCCAUUCCGCGGAAUGAGGGAAGAAAGCUUGUCAAACUCGAAAAAGAACUGUCUGUUAGAGUGGAACUACAAAGAUCCUGCUUGUCUUCUAACUUUAAUUCUUCAACUGAGGGACUUGUAUAUGGUUUACCAGAAGCAACGUGUGGGGGAGGUUGAUGAUGAGAGGCUGAAGUUUGAACUUGGUACCAUUAUUUCAAAAGAGGGACUUGAGAUGUACAUGAGCUCCGGAGUAGAAAAGCCAGAAGAGGUAAGAUUUGCAGUGCCUUUACUGGGGAUGGAUAUCAACAAAAUUGUCAUUGGUUCCUCUUGGCGUCAGCAGCAGAAGAUAUACCUACAGGUCAUAUUUCCAGUUGUUGGAAAGUUUACAAAUAAGCCUCCAGUUCCACGUUUAAAGUUGGUUUCUACUCCUGAUCUGAGGGCUGUAUUGUCAGUUGAGGAUGUCAGGCUUCUACCAUGGUCAGAUGGGAUGUGCUUGGCUGAAUAUCUCCCCACUCUAGAAGAGUUGCUGGCAUCACAGAUUAAAGAUGCAGUUACAUUAAUUGAACUUAGAAGGCAAUUUAUUGUUGCACUAGCUCCUUUUUUUGGAAGGCCACUAGAAGCUGAUUCAGUCUUCUGCAGAAAGGCAUCCUUUCUAUCUGUGUCUGGGAUCUUCACUUUUGUGGUUCAUUUUGCUCUGACACUUCAAUUUCCUAAGCAACCACCUCUUCUAGUGCUUCAGAGUUCUCAGCAUUUUGAUCUCCGUGGAGCAGCUAUUAAGUCAUCUUCUUUAACGGAGUAUCCAUGGAGCCCCAGAUGGGAUGUGUCGGAAAUGGCUGAGAGGAUCUUUGAUUUUGUUGCGGAUGAAUGUUUGAAUUUUAGAAAAAUCUGCAAUGAAAGUGUGCAUCAGCAACAACGUUGAGGAUGUGUGCUGUGUGGUACCUUGCUAGAUAAGUUGAUAGCUACUUGUCUAUCUCUUUUGUCUAACGUACAGUUUCAGUUUCAAUCUAGAGGCUUAGUAGAGAAUUUAUGUAUGAAGCUGACAUUGUUAUGUUGUAAACCCGAUAUGUAAAGUUAUGCAGUCCAAUCAAAUUAUCGGAUUAUGAA
This is a messenger RNA of Daucus carota subsp. sativus, 1426 nucleotides long. RefSeq lists its product as uncharacterized. The transcript has 13 exons. Lineage: Eukaryota; Viridiplantae; Streptophyta; Magnoliopsida; Apiales; Apiaceae. The record is from RefSeq and is a predicted model, not a curated record. Gene Ontology annotation, biological process: double-strand break repair. Gene Ontology annotation, cellular component: BRISC complex; BRCA1-A complex. The coding region runs from base 102 to 1241 and encodes 379 amino acids.